GUGCAAUAAGGUGAUCUCUUCGGCUAAAAGAAUAUAAGCAUGGAUUUUUCUCAAAACAAGAUAUGAAUAAAAUCACAAUCCAGAUAUUGGCUUCGAUUGCUUUUGGUAUCAUUCAGGUUCGAGUAGCAUCAGGGACCAAAGAAUGUCGUCGGCCGGUACUUUUUUCCAUCAACCCAGAUCAGCUUAAUGCCUCUACAUCCCUAAACGACUUCCCAGCUAAAGAUGGUCUGAUAAACGAAUAUGAUUUUGGCUCCUGGUGUGCCGCUGUAGAGGACCAAGAACAAUGGUUGGAAGUGGAUCUCCAGGAAAAAAGAUUUGUCAUGGCUAUUGGUUUACAAGGCCGAUAUGGACACUCAUGGGUUGAAAUGUUUUACGUUCAGUAUAGCACCGAUGGGAACAAAUGGUACUGCUAUGGGUCGGAAAUUGGUCACAAGAUAUUUCAAGGUAACGAAAACAGCGAAACUGUGAAAAUUUUUGUUCUUCAUUUGGAUUCGAUUUUUGCAAGCUACAUUCGGAUUAAUCCACGAACCUGGAACAACAGCAUUUGUUUACGAACUGAGAUCUACGGAUGCCCAUAUAACCCAGAUAAAGACUACGACACUCGUCGGCCAAUGUAUCAGGCCUGUGGACUGGACCAUCCGACUUCUCCACCAACGACAACACCUCCUCCUCCAACUACUUCAGUAGAGCAGAUUAUAGGAGGUAAAUGA
Messenger RNA from Stylophora pistillata, 710 nucleotides. RefSeq lists its product as uncharacterized. Lineage: Eukaryota; Metazoa; Cnidaria; Anthozoa; Scleractinia; Pocilloporidae. Gene Ontology annotation, molecular function: protein binding; calcium channel activity; calcium ion binding. Gene Ontology annotation, biological process: detection of mechanical stimulus. The record is from RefSeq and is a predicted model, not a curated record. Gene Ontology annotation, cellular component: membrane.